Molecule: messenger RNA, 4828 nt
Organism: Saccostrea echinata
Lineage: Eukaryota; Metazoa; Mollusca; Bivalvia; Ostreida; Ostreidae
Product: glypican-6-like
Exons: 8
Coding region: 247-2250 (667 amino acids)
Biological process (GO): cell migration; regulation of protein localization to membrane; regulation of signal transduction
Cellular component (GO): extracellular region; plasma membrane; cell surface
Source: RefSeq, a predicted model, not a curated record
AUUUCCUCCUGCGCCAUAGUGAGUGUAAACACACACAUGCCGAAAGGUUGAUAGACGGAUGGAGUGAAAUACCUUUCUUUUUCGUUGAGGAUUUAUUCUUUGGAAUAUGUAAAGGAUAUUAUGGACAAUGUUUCGGAGAGUAAAUUUUGGAUUUUUUGUUUAUAGUUAAUAAUCCCAGACUCGAUCUAUAGUUUCAAUCAGCGAAAUUCCAACAAGCAGUGGAUAGUGAUUCCAACUUCACAGAAAAUGGCCGACAUUCGAAGACAAGGGGUCGUUCAGUUUUGGUUAACAUUAUGUGUUUUUCUUAUUUUGUUUGUUCUUGGGCAUUGUACUCUUGAUUUAGCUUGUAUAGAAGUUAAAAAAGCAUACACGGAAAAGGGUUUAAAUGAAAAUGAAGUUCCUAUCCAAGCUAUUUCGGGGAAUCAUUUAGAAGUGUGUCCUCAGGCUUCUACUUGUUGUACGAGAGACAUGGAGUCCAAGCUUAAAGCUCUUAGUGCCAGGGAAUAUUCUAAAUAUAUAGGAGAUGCAUUCAGAUAUGCCAAAAAUACAUUUGUUACAAGAACUAGAAAAUUUGAUGAAUUCUUCACAGCCCUUUUAGACAAAUCAAAAACAGACUUGCAUACCAUGUUUGUGAAGACUUAUGGAUUACUUUACCAGCAAAAUUCACAUGUAUUCACAAGUUUAUUUCAAGACUUGCGGAGUUAUUAUAAGGGCAAAGACAUGAGCUUAACCAGUGCUCUUGACAAUUUUUUCAAAAGAUUGUUUAGCAAAAUGUUUGAGUUGCUAUCUGUUCCGCACAAAUUUUCGGAUCAUUACUUAGAAUGUGUGACAAGUCAGAUGGAAAACUUGAAGCCAUUCGGAGAUGUUCCAGGAAAACUUUCCACGCAGGUCAAGAGGUCAUUUGUUGCUGCUCGUACCUUUGUUCAGGGUCUUGCCAUUGGACGGGAUGUGAUUAUGGAAGUUUUAAAGAUUCCUCCAACAGAAGCUUGUAACAAGGCUCUGAUGAAGAUGAUGUAUUGUCCACACUGUCGAGGACUGACCCAGACUAAACCCUGCAAUAACUACUGUCUGAACACAAUGAAGGGAUGCCUGGCUUAUCAUUCGGAGCUCAAUGCAGUCUGGAAUGAUUACAUUGAGGCUAUGAAACAGUUGGCAAGCCGCCUUGAAGGACCAUUCAACAUUGAGUCUGUGGUAGACCCAAUAGAUGUUAAAAUAUCUGAUGCCAUUAUGACACUUCAAGAGAACAGCCCAACUGUCAAAGAACAGGUUCACAAUGGAUGUGGACGACCUAAUCCUCAAAAUAUCAAACAUAAACGAGACGCCAGUAGCCCACCCCUAGGUGCUCAGCCCACCCUUCAGGAUGGCAAAGAUCCUGGCUCCUUGGGCCAGUAUGAUGAGUUUUCACUUGGAAAGUACUCAGGACCAGAUGACCAGCACAAGUCAGUCAAACCAACUACUGCUGCUGGAACCAGUUUAGAUCGUCUAGUAAAGGACAUAAAGGAAAAGGUCCGGGUUGCCAAGGAUUUCUGGGUACAGCUACCAUACACUGUGUGUAACAAUGACCAGAUUGCGGCACAGCCGGGGAAUGAUACAGACUGCUGGAACGGCAAAGAUAGAGCCCGGUAUGAUAGUGUGGUACAAAAAGAUGGCAUGAUGUAUCAAAUCAACAAUCCCGAGGUGGAAGUGGACGUUAACGAGGCAAACUACAUCAUAGAACAACAGAAGAUACAACUGAAGAUCAUCACCGGCAAACUCAACAAUGCUUUCAAAGGCGAGGAGGUCACAUGGGUCAAAACAGAAAUCCCAGACAUAUAUGGUACUGGAUAUGAUAUAGGUAGUGGUGAUGAUCUGUACAGUGGUAGCGGUGACCAUCACUUUGAUGGUUCAGGAGGGGGAAGUGGACACCACAUUGGGAGCAGUGGGGAUGGAUCCAUUGGAGAUGAUGAGGACUUUAACAUUAAACCUACACAUAAUCAUGGCCACAUGAACAACUUCAGACCACCACCAACAGUAGGAAGUGGGGAUGACCAUCCUAAUCGUUAUAAUCCUCAUUUACCAGGGGGUAUUAAUCCUCCUGUUAAUAAGCCAGGGGGACAGGAUCCUACAUAUAAUGUUAAGAAAUUUACCCCAAGGCCACCAUCUUCAAAACAUAAAGAGGAUCAAAGUGCUGGAGUCAGUCCAUCUGUGUCAUGGUGGUGCUUAUCUGUUGUGCUCAUUUUCAUCAAGAGUGUGCAGAUCAUCAUGGGAUAAUCAGAUUCCUCAAAAAUGCACAUGUGAUUAAGAUUGUACAAGAAAUAAUUCAUUGUAUAGGUUGUGUAUAUUUAUAUUAUGAUAAUAUGCAUACUCACAUAUAAAUGUAUUACAAAUCAGAGAGGGAAAAAAAAAUUAAAAAAUUAAUUGUUUCAUUAAAAGCUUAAUGACCAGGUGUGAUACCUUCUUUUUCCACAUGUGCAUAUGCAUUUACUUGGCAAAUGUGAUAAAUUCUUGUACAAAACUUUCUAGAAUGGAGAGACCAUGCAAUUGGUCGGGUGCCAUAUGUUUUCUUCAAACAAACUAUUAAAAUUCAUAUGUACUGAACUUCAAAAUGUUUGAAGAAUGAAACACAAUUCAUAGUGACCAUUUAACAGUCAGAGCACAAAUAGUUUGAUUGUACAGACAGUUGUAUAUGCUGUACUAAGAAGAGAUCAGUGUAUAAUGUGAUUUCAUCAGUGAUAUCAUCUGAGGCCAAAGACACAUGAAUAAACCCUGGCUGUCGUCCUGGCAGCUGACUUAACAUCAAGUGCUAAUGUAGGUGGGUACACCUGGCAAAUCAGUCGCAACAGUCUUAGAAGUAUUUCUAUAAUAGACUGGAAUCCUUAAUGAUUGUGUAGAAAAAGGCCUGAUUUGCUAAGAGAUGAUUUGUUUUUCUUUUUUUAUAAUUCAUGUGUAGAUUGUGUGUACAUAUUGUAUAACUUUUCAUGUUGAUAUUGAAGUAUUUUUAGUGUUUUAACUGAUUGCAUGUUUAUGACUGAUUGAUAAAGACAGACAAGGACAGCAAAUUGUUAAAUCAUUGUAAUCAAAAAUAAAAUGCAAUGUUACUGUCAUCUUUUUUCAGUAUUUCAGUUGACUAUUAUUUUUAAGUAAAGAAAAUUGUGUAGAAUAUUUUAAUGCCGUUACACAACCACAAACCUCAUAUAUACUGUAGCAAUGUUUAUAUUAUUUUUCCUUUGACUGUCACAGUGCACAUGUACUGUGAAUUUCAAUUUUCCAUACCAGAAAUGGAAGCAUUCUUUACUAUGAUAUUCUACAGCAUGUUUUUAUUUAGCUCAGGGUUUUCUAGCUACUUCUAGUUUCUCAUGCAGCAUUCAUUUUUUUUUUCUCAAUUUAUUUUCUUUGUACUUAAAGGUACUUAAGUGAUUUUAACUUGGGUGUUUUAAAAAUUCAUUUGAUAAGGAUGAUUUAUAGUUUUUAUGACAGUUUUCACUUCACUUAGAACAGAAUCAAAAUUGGUGAACUUCACAAAACAAUGAUUUUGUGUUAUGUGAUUGAAAAAAAUCUCUUUGCUUGAUUUUACUUUAAACUUGUAAUAUGUACAUAAUGAAUCUUUGUACAGAGUUUUUUUUUAAAGAAAGUCAAUCAGUGCUCUGAUUUUUGUGUUAAUUUAUUCAAGCUUUGUACAUUUUGCUGUCCACCCAUUAUAGAUUAUAGAUGAUUUCAGACUUGUGUCUUUGAGAAUUUUAUCCUACAGUAUAUACAUGUAAGCGUACUGUAUGAGUAUCUGGACUUGAUGUAAGUUAAUUACACACCAAAGAACUGUUUUGUACAUCUCUUUAAUAUGUAGUCAUAUAUUGUUUGCAUACCCAGAGAGGAAAAAAAAAUAUGUAAUCUUUAUCCAUCUUGAAUAUUGGACAUAUCUUUCAACAAAGUUGUGUUUUAUAUACAUGUAUGUACUUUAUCACAUCAAGGUGCUGUGGUCAUUUUUUCACCGUUUUUUCCUUUUGUAUACCUCGUGUGAAGCUUUUAGGUGUAGAACUGACUGGGCACUGAAGGUAUUGAGAUACAGCAUCACCUCUCGACCACUAGAAACAUCUACCCACCUAAUGAUUUUAUCAAAUUGAGUGCCUUCCUCAAUCCCAGUAAUGUACUAGACUAUAGCAAUGUCGCUGUGUCAUUUUCUACCUAUUUUUGCAUAAUCCAUAACUACUUAGAUUUGAAUUCAUAGAUAUUUUUCAUUUUUGAUACCAAAUUAUUUCUUUGAAGAUUUAAAAAAUCAUAAUUUAUCUAAUAUUCUGUUUGGUUAGGCACUGGUUCUGUUAUGCAAAGAAUGGAAAUAAAUUAUUUAGCAUUAGGAUUUUGUUAAUAAGAAAUCCAGUGAUGUCAUGAGUGGCAUAAGUUUUUUUUUUUUUUUUUUUUUUUUUUUUUUUUUGGUCUCUGUGUAUUUUUAAGGUUAUUUUUUUCUUUUUCUUCCUUUGGGACUGGCAUUCCCUAUAAAUAUACCUGUUUAAGAUGUUUAUUUUUACACUGAAUUUUAUGACUAAGUUAAACAAGUUUUACUUCCUUUUAACAUAACAAAGUAAGCUUGAAUAGACAAAGAGGAAAAGUUAAAAGUUUUUAGUUCGUCAUUUUUAUCCUUUUUUUAAAUUUUGGUACAUUUUGAAUGCUACAAUUUUACAGUAAAAUGUUUGCACAGCCAGCUGAUGUUUGUGUUGCUUUCAUCGUCAUCCUUAUCUUACCUUUCAUCAAAUCAUCUCUCUGUUGCAGACAUUUUAGUAGCAUUGUCAAUGUUUUUGUUCUUUGAUAGUAUCAUACAAAAUUAUUUUACUGGAAUAAAAACUGUAUACAUAAAAAA